Molecule: messenger RNA, 1909 nt
Organism: Topomyia yanbarensis
Lineage: Eukaryota; Metazoa; Arthropoda; Insecta; Diptera; Culicidae
Product: calcium-independent phospholipase A2-gamma-like
Exons: 6
Coding region: 193-1611 (472 amino acids)
Biological process (GO): arachidonate metabolic process
Cellular component (GO): membrane
Source: RefSeq, a predicted model, not a curated record
GUAUAUUCAUUGUCAAAAAACAUCUGAUUUUCGCGUGAAUGUAGCAACAAAACGGCAUUUUUGUGUGUUGUAAUAGCAAUCAGUGGCCUGAUUCGAGUUGUGAUAUAAAAUGUGUAAUUUCUUGACUAAAUGAAUACUUAUCUCAGAAGUAUGUUGCAAACAAUGCUUACCAACAGCUAAAACAGGUGAAAUAUGACAAACUGGAAAGUCCUAGGUAACCGGUUACCAAUAGUAGCCAGUCGAUCCGGAAUAUUACCACUGGGAACGUGGUAUGAACGCGAUAAGCUCUGUGAACAGCCGAAGCGCUCGAAUCAAUCGCAAACCCGCCAUGCUUUGUUGGAUUUGCGCCGAAAGUCAAUACCGGUAGAUCGCCAGCGGCAGGUUUUGCGCGAGCUAGUGGAUAAAUUGGACCGAUUGCCAAACGAGAAGCGCUUUGCCAUACAGGAAGGAGCAAUAGAUUUGCUAAAGGAUUACCUUCACUCACCGGAUCCGGCCAUUGUGGACAAUGCUCGACUUGGCUUGGCACUGCUCGGAUACCUGCCAACGCUUCCAGGGCCUGGUAUUCGGAUUCUAAGCAUUGAUGGAGGAGGAAUCCGUGGUCUUAUCGUAAUGGAGCUGCUUCGUAAAAUCGAAAAGAUGACUAAUCGAAGGAUAUUCGAAUUAUUUGAUCUAGUUUGCGGAGUGUCAACUGGGGCGAUACUGGUUUGUGCUCUUGCUUCAGAAAAAAAUCUAACGCUCGACGAAGGAAUCCAUCUCUAUAAGAAAAUGAGUCGCAAAAUGUUUCACCGGCCAUCCACAUUGGAUAAACUUACCGGUGCAUCGCGUCUAGUUUCAAGUCACGCUUAUUACGAUAUAGAUUUAUGGGAAACGCUUCUAAAGCGUCAUAUCGGUCAUCGGAGAAUCAUAGAUACCUCUCAACUACCUCAUGUUCCAAAGUUUUGCUGUGUUUCGACCACCAUCUGUGAAGACUACAUCGAUGCACACGUAUUUCGAAACUACACAUUCCCUCUGAACGUACAGUCAGUAUACUCUGGUAGCCACUCAGCUCGGCUGUGGGAAGUGGUGCGGGCAUCGUCCGCAGCGCCUGCAUAUUUUGGUGAUUUUCAACUUGACGGUCAGUUGCAUCAGGACGGUGGAAUACUGUACAACAAUCCAACAACGGUAGCUAUUCACGAAGCAAAGUGUUUGUGGCCUGGCGAACGAAUACAGUGUGUGGUUUCGUUUGGUACGGGUAGAACACAAAACCGGCCCAGUGAUUGGAAGGAUGGCCAGAAGAUUAUCAGCCCUACUAUGCUCGAACGGGCGUCUCUUUCCAGCUCUUGGAAAACCAAAUUUCUAAGAAUUCUGGACUCCGCAACGGAUACGGAAGCGACUCACACCAUCCUAAGUGAUCUCUUGCCUCCCGGUCGUUACUUUCGCUUCAACCCAUAUUUGACUGAAUUUCUCUCGAUGGUCGAAGUACGCCCGGAAAAACUGGCUCAACUCGAACGCGACACCUUAGAGUAUUAUAGGCGCAACGAGGACAAAUUCGAAUUGGUAGCAGAUUUACUUACCCGUAAACGGAGUAUUAUCUCGAAGACGUACGACUCGAUUAGGGCUGCUUUUAGUUAGUUUUCUUAAAGAAAUUUAUUAUUUUUAAGUGGUAAAGUUUCAUAGUUUUCGACAAGCGUUAGAGUAACAUAGGCCCCACAAGCAAUCAUGUAUUAAGGAUCCCAUCUGUAACAAGUCAAUUAGUUUACCACUAUUUAUUUCGAACAUUUUGUUUACAAGUUUGUUGUUAUGUUCAUACGUAAGUAUCGUUUACAUUGUGAUUUAUGUUACCGGACUGAGGAGCUAAUUUAACUUCUCUAAGAAGCAAGAAUGCACGAAUAAACAAACUCUUCGUGUGAAAUACAAUUGACCACAGCAA